Messenger RNA from Linum tenue, 1399 nucleotides. Lineage: Eukaryota; Viridiplantae; Streptophyta; Magnoliopsida; Malpighiales; Linaceae. The record is from the annotation of a GenBank genome assembly.
AGCCAAUCAGAAUCGAGCGAACACGUCUCCCCAUCUCACUCUCUCCAACUUUCAAAGUUUUCAAUUUGAUUUUGAACUGAACUGAAGCACGCCAACAGACCAAACUGGGAAAAAGCUGAACGAAGGAUCAAAUCUUCGAUACAUAAAGAAACCUUCUUCGGCAGUCUCGUGCAAAGAUUCGAACUUUCCCGCGGCCGGAGAUCAGGGUUAGUAGGCGUUCUCUGAGCGGAUCCACAAUGGGGCGGCGGACGAUGGCGGUCCUGACGGCGGUGGUGAUGCUGGUUUUGUUGGUUCCGGAGUCGAUCUGUGCGAAGAAAGUCGAAACAGCUGCGAGGAAAGAGGACGUUAAGUACAUCAAAUGCCAAGUCUGUGAGAGGAUUGCGACGCAAUUGCAUCAGCAGGUUCAGAAGAAGCAAGCACAGAUCUCACCCAAGAAGAUCUCUGAGUACCAAAUCAUUGAGAUUGCGGAGAAUGUGUGCAAUUUGAAGAAGGAAGAGGCUGAUUGGAUCACCAGGAUUGAUAUCGUGGAGAAAGGGGACAGGUUGGAGCUGGUAGAGCAAGAAGAGGAAGGAAUGUGCAAUGCGGAAUGUAAGACAAUUGAAAAGGCCUGCCAAGAGGUUAUGGGGUAUUCUGAUACUGAUGUUGCUGAGUACAUGUAUAGUUCCAAGCCUCAGCUUGAUCAGUUGGUAAACCAUCUCUGCAAGGACCUGUCUGGAGCUUGCAGUAAGAAGCCACCUCCAGUUCCUAAGAAUAGGAUUCCGGGAGAGGCAUUUGCGCUAAAGCCAUCUAAGCAGGCUGAAAUGGACAAGCUCAUGAGAUCAAUGGAGGGCAUGCCUGGAGCACCUGGCAUGAAAAUGUACUCGAGGGAGGAAUUGAUGAACAAUAUGAACAUCGGUAAUGAGGAUGGCGAUAACGAGGAUGAUGAUGAAGAUGAGGAGCAAUCAAAAAGUUUCCCAAAGAAUCUGGGUAACAUUAUGAGGGAGAAAGAGAAGAAGGCAAAUGAGGGUGAUUGGAAGCAGAAGAUCACCAAACAAGUGGCUUCCACUGGCGAGACGUUGAAGAAGCAUGCUCAGAGGGUCUCAAAUAGAGUCCGGCAGUGGUGGAAAGGAAUGAAGGCAGGACAAGCAAAGAAGAAGACUUCCAAAGCUGGCAAGUCUGAGCUUUAGGACUCCUCGGAGAAGAUAUAGAUGUAGAUCAGGGGGAGCGGAUCAAAUCUAAUUUUGCCUCUACACUAGCUUUUCUUGCAUUACCAUGCGAGAGCUGUAAUGUUGAUUGCAGGAAUACCACCUUUAGUCGUCGGUUUAUCGAGCAGUUGCUUUACACGAACUUACUGUCAUCCAUUUUUGUAACCAAAUCAGAGCUAAUCAUAACAAACUUAGUGUACACUACCUCUAGUGCC